AUGGUAGAGACAGAUUCGAACAUGGCAUCAGCCAAAAAAUCAACAGCAGCACCUAAUCCACUAUUAAAGACAUAUGGUGAACGGCCUGCUCCGUUUCAAUUUCCUGAUAGUCAGGAGAAAAUGUAUAUUGGAUCUGAAGUCGGUAAUUAUCUACGGUUAUUCCGCGGAACACUGUACAAGAAGUAUCCAUCGCUAUGGCGUCGAAUGAUAACAUUAGAAGAGCGUAAAUGGCUAAUUGAAUUAGGUUGUUCAGAAUCAUCAUUACCAACAAACUUAACGUUAUUACGCGCAAAUGAAGUUGAUGAGAUUUUAAAUGGUGACGACGAAAAAUACCGUGCUCUAACUUUAAAUAGUGAAUCGUCGUCAGCACGAGCUGAUAAAUCGAAACGUUCAACAUGGUUACCAACAUUCCCAACCAAUUCGCAUCAUCUCGAUGCUGUGCCUGCUGCAACACCUAUCAAUCGAAAUCGAACAUCAACAAAAAAGAAAAUAUUUCCUUUAUGUUUUGAUUAUACAGACACAGCUUCUGCUUUGGAAAAUUCUCAACAAUCAGAAGAUCUUGUCCCUAUUCGACUUGACAUGGAAAUCGAAGGGCAAAAGUUACGCGAUACAUUUACAUGGAAUAAGAACGAACAAUUGAUCACGCCAGAAUUGUUUGCGGAGAUCCUUUGCGAUGAUUUAGAUCUGAAUACAGUGGCGUUUGUACCUGCCAUAGCACAAGCUAUUCGUCAACAACUUGAAUCGCACCAUAAUGACUUUCUCGAAGAUAAUAGCGACCAAAGGAUUACAAUUAAAUUGAAUAUCCAUGUGGGAAAUGUCAGUUUAGUUGAUCAAUUCGAAUGGGAUAUGUCGGAUAAACACAAUAGUCCUGAAGAAUUCGCUCGUGUAUUAGCAUCCGAAUUAGGACUUGGCGGUGAAUUCGUUACUGCAAUAGCUUACAGUAUUCGCGGUCAACUUAGUUGGCAUCACAAAACUUUCUCCUAUAGUGAAACGCCAAUGCCAACUGUUGAUGUUGCUACGCGAACAAAUCAUGAUGCUGAGCAAUAUUGUCCAUUUCUGGAAACGCUUACGGAUGCGGAAAUGGAUAAGAAGAUUCGUGACCAAGAUCGGAACACAAGACGUAUUCGUCGUUUGGCAAAUACUGGUUCAGCUUGGUAG
Molecule: messenger RNA, 1158 nt
Organism: Adineta ricciae
Lineage: Eukaryota; Metazoa; Rotifera; Eurotatoria; Adinetida; Adinetidae
Source: the annotation of a GenBank genome assembly